UUUGACAUUUUGCUCACGUUGUGAUAUAUUUGUUUACAGAAUACAGAGGUUAUAUUUGUAAAAUUAAAUAAAACUAUCGAAUUUAAACAAUAAAAAUGGCUCAAGGUAAAAUGAAAGUAAAAAGUAAGUUGCCAAAUGGCACGAAAGUGAAGAAGGCGAAAGGAAAAGCAGUAACAAAGCGUAAUAACGCGCCAGUGCGCAGUAAAUUUAAGGCAGUGGAAAAGAAUAAAAUGAAGGCAAAUGUGACUAAAAUGGUGAAUGCUGCAGCAGAACAGCAGUUGAGGGCUCUAGCUACGGAUACUCCACAGUUAUCAGCAGCUCAACAAAGAGUGGCAGCCGCUCCAACGGCCCCUGCACCUGCCAAAUAACAAGCUUCAUGUUAAUAUCUAUGUAAAUAUUAUUAUGUAAGUUAAUAUAAUAAUAAAUUAUUUAAGAAAGUAA
Colias croceus (clouded yellow) is the source of this 441-nucleotide messenger RNA. RefSeq lists its product as uncharacterized. Bases 96 to 368 code for a protein of 90 amino acids. NCBI's taxonomy places the organism in Eukaryota, Metazoa, Arthropoda, Insecta, Lepidoptera, Pieridae. The record is from RefSeq and is a predicted model, not a curated record. The transcript has a single exon.